Messenger RNA from Xiphophorus maculatus (southern platyfish), 7198 nucleotides. Its product is annotated as arf-GAP with SH3 domain, ANK repeat and PH domain-containing protein 1-like. NCBI's taxonomy places the organism in Eukaryota, Metazoa, Chordata, Actinopteri, Cyprinodontiformes, Poeciliidae. Gene Ontology annotation, biological process: positive regulation of GTPase activity. The coding region runs from base 273 to 3290 and encodes 1005 amino acids. Gene Ontology annotation, cellular component: cytoplasm. Gene Ontology annotation, molecular function: GTPase activator activity; protein binding. The transcript has 26 exons. The record is from RefSeq and is a predicted model, not a curated record.
CCCUCCCUCCCGGAACGCGCAGAAGGAUCUCUAGGCGCACACAUCUGCUAAGUGGAGCGUACGUCCAGUCCGACCUCAGCUCUGCCGUUAGGUGACUUUACUGUGCGGAACCGGUUCUUUGAAGGACUAAACAUUUUUUCGAGCCUGUCUGUUUCAACGCACGCGAAGCAAACAGACUCCACGUCUUCUUCAAAUGGGAAUCACAUGCGCGCGUAAAACUUUGGCACACUAUUUCGCUCGGUGAAUUUCGGAGCCCCUUUCUUUCUAGAAACAUGCCGGAGCGAAUAAGUAUUUCGGAUUUUGUCGAGUUGACAAACGAGGAUUUGUCUUCGCCCGGGACUUCCAGCUUCCAGUCCAAGAUGAGCGACUGCAAGAACACCGUGUCAGCCGUGGAAGAGUGUCUGGAGAUGGACAACUCAACUCUGCAGAGGAUGAAGAAGACGAUUAAAGCUAUACACUCGUCUGGACUCUCACACGUGGAAAACAAAGAGCAGUACAUUGAGGUGAUGGAGAACUUGGGGAACAGCCACCUGAGUCAGGACAACAAUGAAAUCUCCACAGGCUUCCUGAACUUGGCCGUUUUCACCAGAGAGGUCACGUCGCUCUUCAAAAACCUGGUCCAAAACCUCAACAACAUCAUGGCGUUUCCUCUGGAAAAUGUGUUGAAGUCUGAACUCCGGGACAGCAGAUUAGAGCUCAAGAAACACAUGGAGAAGAGUUGGAAGGAUUAUGACAUAAAAUUAGGGAAGCUAGAGAAGGAAAGAAGGGAGAAGGCGCGGCAGCUGGGGGUGAUCAGGAGAGACGGAUCGGACGGAGGGGAGGACAUGGAGAGGGAGAGGAGGAUUUUCCAGCUGCAGAUGUGUGAGUAUCUAUUGAAGAUCCAAGAGCUGAAGGUGCGCCAGGGACCCGAUCUUCUCCAAAGCCUUAUCAAAUACUUCCAGGCCCAGCUCAGUUUCUUUCAGGAUGGGCUGAAAGCUGCAGAGAAUCUCACUCCAUUCAUUGAGAAACUUGCUUCUUCUAUUCACACGAUGCGACUUGAACAGGACGAGGAGGUAAAAAAACUCCUUCAGCUCAGGGAUUCUCUCAGGUUACUUCUGCAGGUCGAGGGAAAAGAGGAGUAUCUGAACCGGAAGAAUUCUGGAAAUGGCUACAGCAUCCACCAGCCACAAGGAAACAAGAAAUACGGGACUGAGAAGUCUGGCUUCCUCCAAAAGAAGAGCGACGGGAUCAGGAAAGUUUGGCAGAGGAGGAAAUGUGGAGUCAAAUUUGGAUACUUGACUAUUUCCCACAGUACGAUCAAUCGACCUCCAGCUAAACUGAACCUUCUGACCUGUCAGGUGCGGCCCAACCUGGAGGACAGGAAGACAUUUGAUUUGGUUACUCAUAAUCGGACAUAUCAUUUCCAAGCAGACGAUGAGCAGGAAUGUCUGGUCUGGGUGUCGGUGCUGCAGAACAGUAAGGAGCAGGCCCUGAACACGGCGUUGGGAGGAGAUCAGCUCCACGUGCAGGACAGCGGCCUGCAGGAACUUUCCCAGUCCAUCAUCGCAGAUCUGCGACACAUGCCAGGAAACGAGGCGUGUGCAGACUGCGGGGCGCCAGACCCAACAUGGCUGUCCACCAACCUGGGCAUCCUGACAUGCAUCGAAUGCUCUGGCAUCCACAGAGAUUUGGGAGUCCAUUACUCCAGGAUUCAGUCGCUCACUCUGGAUUUGCUCAGCACCUCAGAGUUACUGUUGGCCGUCAGCAUCGGCAACACCAGGUUUAAUGACAUCAUGGAAGCAGGGCUUCCCAAUGACUCUGUCAAACCGUUACCACAGAGUGACAUGAAUGCCAGGAAGGAGUACAUAGUGGCAAAGUAUGCCGAACGUCGGUACGUCCUCCGCAGGGAAGAGUCGGAUCCGGGUCGCCUGUACGACGCGGUGAAAAGCCGGGACAUUGUUUCGCUUCUGCAGCUCUACGCCGAGGGAACAGACCUGGCCAAGCCGCUGGUGCUCCCUGAAGGACAGGGAAUCAGAGAAACGGCUCUUCACCUCUCCGUUCGUCUGGAGGAGAGAAGUUCUCUUGCGCUGGUGGACUUCCUCUGUCAGAACAGCAACUGUCUGGAGAAGAAAACGACAGAAGGGAACACGGCUCUUCACUACAGCGUCCUGCACCACAAUCCUGAAUCCCUCAAGCUGCUUCUCAAAGCAAAGGCUUCUAUUCAAGCAGUGAACUCAAACGGAGAAACGGCUCUGGACAUCGCUAAGAAGCUGCAGCACACUCACUGCAUCGAGCUGUUGGAGCUGGCCCAAAGUGGGAAGUUCAACUCUCAGAUCCAUGUGGAGUACAUGUGGGAGAGUCAGUCUCAGGAGUUCUAUGACAGUGAGGAUGACCUGGAUGAGAGAGUGAGUCCAUUACCCAAAAACCGCUCUCCUCCAUCAAACGGAGGUGGUGGAUCUGCCUUCGCCCAGUGGACAGCAAGUAAUGACCCAAGUCCAGGUCUCAGGCCCUGUCAGACCUAUGAGAAUCUGGACUUCCUGUACAAGAAUCCUCCUGCCAACAGCGCCACCACUGGAGCAUCUCUGCCGCCACCUCUGCCAGCCAAAUCAGUCCUAAGAGGCCGCUCAGACCCGCAGAUUUCAGUCACGACAGUGCAGGAUGGAGCCCACAUCCUGCGCCGCUGCUCCAACCCGUCGUCCCACUCUUCCAGUUCUCAGACUCAAACGAAACACGGCUCCUCUUCGUCAAAUACAGAAACCCAGAGUCACAGUGGCAGAACCCAACGAUCCCCACACGGACAAGGAGGUCUGCAAAGAUCGCACAGGCAGACCUGGGACGGCCAAACCCCUCAAAGUGUCUCACAGGCAUCCAAUCAGAAUCAUGGUGGACCAGUCAGUUCAGAGAAGACCACCUCCUAUCGGCGCACCAGCACCGGAGGCAGCAGCUUCGGAAAGGGCAGCGUAGGCUCUCUGGCGCCGCCCUGCGUGGGCAGCCAGGAGGAGCUGUACUGCAGCCUGGUGGGGAACGGAAACGGCUCGGCUCCGUCUCCGGCGCCUUCGUCCUCCCCCACUGUGACUUGUGGCUCUCGCUCCCGCAGGAAUGCAAUGGUUUCGGUCAGCAGGCCACAGAAACGCGUAAAGGCUUUGGUGGACUGCCGAGCGGUCAGCGCCGAGCAGCUCUCCUUCUUCAAAGAUGAAGUCAUUGUGGUCACAGCCACGAAUGACCUCCACUGGUGGGUCGGCCAUAUUGAUGGUGACCCUUCGAGGAGUGGAACCUUUCCUGUCAACUAUGUGCACAAAGUGACAGAAUGAUGCUAGUUUGGACUUCAUCACCACAUGUGGGAAUGGAAAUAAUGUUCUAUUCAUGGAUCCAAGUAAUCUGGGAAUAUUUUCACAACAGGAUCUACUGACCAAAGGAUAUCUGCACGACUAAAUUGUCUUUUUUAGGGGAUUAUUACUCAUCUCAGAAAACAAAGGAACUGGAAACUUUUAUUUGUUGUCUUAAACUUGCAGGUGCAAAGAUAAAGCAAUGACUGUGAAUUGCUUUAAUGUUCUUUUAAAUAUUAAUCAAACAUUUGGGCUGCAGAUAUAUAAGCUGCCUGUAUUGAUACAAGACUUGUGCAUACAGGCAAAAUUUCCCUGCAAGACAAAAAACCUCUUGAAGGCACUUUAAGUUUCAGAGGAAUCCUCCGAAGAGUUGGGAGAGCUGUAAAUGUUUAAUUAGCUAGCCGCUGAAUUUGGAGUUAACUGCUUUAUUUCCCUCUGAACGGAAAAUGACAAGGAUUUUAAAUCACAGGUUAAUGAGUCACAUGAGGUUCAGACCCGCCCAGUAUCUGGCGCAGACUGGUCCGCAUCGUGCCUGCCAGUCUGUCUCCAGUAAAACGUCGAUAUGUCUGCAUAGUCCAAUGAGAGAUCCGAAACUUUGGUUGAGCCGCGGCGACUCCAGGCUCAGGCUGGCUGCAGACGGAGGCCAGGAUCCUGUUUCCCACUGCCUCCAGGCAUCAGUCCCCGGAGAACCAGGAAUAACAGCAGCGUGUUGGGGGGGAAAAUAUAUAUAAGAAGUCCCUCUAUCCGUCCAGGAAAUGGCAUUUAAAGUGGACUUGCUUUGUUCAAGGUUUUUUCACUGUAAGGCCAUAUUUUUCAUGCCACACAUGCACGCUUACACACGGAUCAGCUUCCAGGAUUCAGGAAGCUUUUUGGGAGAAAGGAUGUUUGUGAGCAAAUGAUACACAUUUCUUUUACACCAUUUUCUGUACAUAUUUGGUCAAACAUAACACUUAAACUUAACAUGUCCUCCUCUUAUAUAUAUGAGGAGGACAUGUUCGUAAUAAAAUGCCAAGUUCUGGUUAUAUAAAAUAUGCAAAUAAGAGGAAUCAUGAAGUUUUUCCACCUUUAAUGUGAGCAAUAUGCUGUACAGUUCAGCUAGAAAAUACAUUUAUUAGUAGGAGAUUAUAUUACAAACUACAGUAACGUAAUUGCAUAAGUGUAUACAUCCUUAACUCCUUCAGACCCAUCGUCCACUGGAAUGGACAUAUUUUUCUGGAAUUAAACCAAUAAAAAAAAAAUUAUUUGCAUGAUGGAUCUUACAGAUUGGUUUCUUAUUAAACAAAAACAAUGAAGUUUAGACUCUUAACUUGAUACUAGUGAGUUUCAGGCAUCAGACAAGACGAGCAUGUGUAUGAAGCGAGAGACGGGGACAGUAAGCAUCCGUUUUCCAUCAAAAAUAUUAAUUUAUGUUCAUAGCAGCUUUAAAAAUUACUCAGUAUAAUUUUAAGUAUUUCCAGUCGUAGUAUUUGAAGAUAUUUAGAUGUUUUAUCAUGAAAUCGCAUAAUUUUUUUAAAGUUGAGUGUCCAUCCCAAUGGACAUCAGGAGUUUGUGUAUGUUGUACAACGCCUAAUUAUUCAGUGUUACCAUGCAAAGAAAGACACAUGGAUGAGCAUUUCAUAGCCAGUUUGGGAUUUCUAAAUGAUUUUAUGUUGUUUUAUUUUUUUCAAUGAUGGAGUACAAACUCUCAGACUUUCUUGAAUUGACUGUACAUCGAAAGAUAUCUGAUCUUGAGUGCUUGGAUAUAGGAAAUAAGCCAUGUGAGAACAUGAAUUGGAUGGUAAAUGGAGAAGUAAAGCAGUCCCAGUUUCUCAAAGUGUCUCAUGCAGAGGUGUUCAAACUAUACAGUGAAUCGGUGGGUGGUGUUGUCCUGCUAGAUGAAAUUGUCAGUCUGUACCACACAAAAAUCUGGGAAAAAAGUCAGCGCCCACCAGAUGCAAGAGGCCAUAAUACAAAGGAAAAAUGCACUUCUACUGUUACACAUGUAAAAUCCAGCUGUGCCUUGUGCCACACUGAAACUGCUUCAAGGGUGUUGAUCAAAAAUGAGAGAUUACAUUAAAAUACCCAGCAAGCUGAUGCUUUGUCAACUGUUUGGUAACUGUGCUAUCCAUUUACAUUACUACAAAUAAUAACAUGCCAAUGCAUUUUAAAGUUCAAUGACACAUUACUAAAGUCAAAACUACAUUUUGUAUUAUAUAUUCUCUAUUCAGACAUGCACACUGAUAAACAAAAAGCACACAUCCAGUUUAAAAGGUUGAGAUUGUGCCUUAUUAGAUAUUACAUGAAACACUAUGGGGAAAAGUAUAGAAGUUUUCAAGACAUUCUACGCUCAUUUAGUCGAGAUGUCCAUUAAAAUGGACAUAAAAAAACAUAACAUGAGAUCUCUUUAUUUCUAAGCUUAAGUGGAGUAAACAAAAUUUGAUCCACUAGAAAAUAUUCAGGUCUGAAGGGGUUAAACUAAUACAAUUUUGUUUAAAUAACUCUUACCAAAGUUCUCAGUGUUUGGCAAGAGUGUCAACAUCUGGAUUUGUUCAUAUUUGCCUAGUCUGCUUUUCUGAAAAUGUGUCACGUCAUCACACAACUCUAAUUCAACAGGUUAUUUCAAAAAUGUAAAUAUUCAUUCUUGCCUUCUAAUUUAGAUGUUUGGACUGAAUGUGAUGUUAUAAAAUAAACCUGCAUUGCAUCCUCGGUUUUAGACAGUUGAAGGUUUUUAGUGAACGGCAGUUUCAUCCCUCUUGACAAAAACAUUAAGUUUCAUCUGAAGUAAAACUAACCCCAGAGGAUGAUGCUGCCACCACUGUGUUUUGGUGUGGGCAUGGUGUUCUUUUGGUGAGGCUUUGAGUGGUGGCCCAGAAGUUGAGCUUUGUUUUCAUAAGAUCAUAACAUCUUCUGCAUUAAGCUUUUGAAAGACCUCUAAAAGAAAAUUCUUCUGUAAAAACUCUACACUUUGUAAAUUUAGUGUUUCUUGUCUUAAAAACUUUGUACUACAACCAAAAAAAUUAUAAAAUGUUAACUGUUUUUAAUCCACUGUUUAAUAAAAAAAAGCUUUUUUUUAAUAGAAAAACUGUUUCUAAACUUCAAGUUUUCUAUUUCGCAUGUGACGUAGUAAAUUGUUUUGUACCCUUCUCCUGAAUGAUACCUUUUUAUUUCUUAAAAGUGAGAUUGUUUCAAAACUUUCAAACCACUCUCAAUAAUGGUUUUCACUAAAUAUUGAGGAAAGUCCCUUUGGAACAGUUAAAUUGUAUUUCCGCCUAAUUAGAUUAAUCAUAACUGGUUAUAUUCACUGAUUAAAAUUCACUUUUAGCUGAAUGAAAAGGUGAUUCAGUAAAGGGGGUGUAUACUUAUGCAACCAGGUUUGUUUGUAGGGUGAUUUCUAUAUAAAAUAUGUCAGAUUAAAGGUGGAAAACGUUUGAAAGUUAUUUAUAUUGGUCUUGGGUUUUUCCGUAGCACAAACAUAUCAUUGUGCCAUGGUUGAGCACACUUUUAACAUGUAUAUAUCCUGAAUAACUGUCAUAUGUUGCUUGUUUUCCCAAGUGAUAUGAAUUUUAAGGGACAGUGUUACUUUUUGUUUUUUUAACUUAAUAUUACGUUAUUGUGCAAAAUUUGCUUUGCUUAUCCACCUGACUGGUGUAAAAAGGACAUUUUCUAACUUAAACAGACAUGCAGUAAGGGGGUAGAAGCAUUUAGAAAACUGGUGUGGAGUCUGCUAUUUCUGUUCACAUUGUCCGGUUGCUGUGUUGAUUAUUAGGCAGAAAAACGUGGAAGUGUGAGGGAGCAGAUGACUGCAGCAGAUUGUCACUCUCAGUGGGUACUGUGUGACAUGUAAACAAGAAAUGAGCUCGCUUUAGUUUGUAACAUAUGCAUUAAACAUGUUUAAUGAAGUGCUUUGCUGUAAA